AUGCCCAACUUGGCGCUCCAAGUGCGAGCUGAUUUCGAGGGUGUGACGGGUCUGGUACCUGAGGAUGGGGUACAUGCAGAGAUCAUGUUUCCUGUGACGUGCAUUUCUUGCCACGAAACACAUAGAAAUCCUGUCUCGCUCGACCCAGCGGGCGACGUUGAGAUGCAAAAAGGCAGGGGGACUGCGAACCUCGUCAUGUCCUGCGCCAACUGCCGCAGGGAGAUGAGCGCAUCAUUUAUCGUGCCAAAACCUGGCUCAAAAAAAGACGCCAAGCCCGGCGAAAUUUCACCAUACCACGAAAUUGCGCCGGUCGCAGAUGCGCGCGCCGCAUGGCACACACUGUGCACGGUGGAAUUCCGCGGGAUGAAUCCUGAAGACGCUCAGGUUGAUACCUUGCUUGCCGGCGAUGCAAAAUGGGCAUGCCGUGGCGACGAAUCGGGCACGCCAUUUGGCGACGUCGAAUUUGACGAGGGCGAAUGGCACGACUACGACGAUAAGGCUGGCGACGAAGUGGGCAUUACCGAGGUCAAGUUGCAAUGGAAACGUGUGUAA
Molecule: messenger RNA, 552 nt
Organism: Malassezia vespertilionis
Lineage: Eukaryota; Fungi; Basidiomycota; Malasseziomycetes; Malasseziales; Malasseziaceae
Exons: 1
Coding region: 1-552 (183 amino acids)
Molecular function (GO): zinc ion binding
Source: RefSeq, a predicted model, not a curated record